AUGACGUUCUCUGUUAAAGCAACCAUCGUGGACGUGAUCAUCGGGGAGAUGUUCUUCCGCAACGACGCCAUCAUCAAUCAGCACGACAGCGACAGCAUGGAUGAGAACGCCGCAACCAAUAAGGCAGCCAAGAUCGCCAAGCAGAAACUCAACACGAUGAAGCUGUUCGUGCGGAGCGACGACGAUCCAGAUCGAUACACGAUCACCAUCAAGAACGUGAUGCGCUUCGAGUUGGCCAUGGACUUUGUCGGGAUCGGCAUGUCGUUCCGCCAAGUCGCGAGCGCCAUCCAGUACGCCAAGAUUCGCACUCACACUGCCAAGCUGACAGGCGCCAAUGACCUCAUUGUCGGACAGUACGUCCGCGUCCUCGUCGGCACCAGCCUGCAGCACAUCGCUGACGUACUCGACCACGAGUCGGUUUGGGCGAUGUCGCUGGCCGGUGACUCCAGCACGCAUCGCGGCCAGUCCUUCUUCGACCUGCGCGUGCGAGUCUGCUUCGGCCACAAGCUCUACAACCUCCACUCGUCGCCAUUCCGAUGUACGACCGCCACACAGCCGAGAUAA
Molecule: messenger RNA, 564 nt
Organism: Aphanomyces astaci
Lineage: Eukaryota; Oomycota; Saprolegniomycetes; Saprolegniales; Verrucalvaceae
Exons: 1
Coding region: 1-564 (187 amino acids)
Source: RefSeq, a predicted model, not a curated record